AAAUUCAUAUUCCUCUUAUAAUACACAGAGUUAAAUUAGGGGUUAUAAUUACAUUAGGUCUUUAGAUGGGCCAAGCCAAUCACGUACAUGUACGCAAAGGGCACGAAGGUCAUAGGAAUGGAAUUUAAUUAGGUAAUAGCAUUUAUGGCACAAUAUUAAAAGAGAACUAUAGAUCUAUGCACUAGGAGUCAGCCAUUAGAACUGCGGGAACAGCAACAUACCAGUAUAUACUUGAACAUGUCAGGGUAUGGUCAAGGCUAGCUACACAUACUUUCAUGUCUCUAUGUUGGUUUGUUUGGUGACUACCCGUGUCUGCUUAUAAGUAACAUUAUUCCGUGAAACGUAGCUGUUUUUAUUGGUACCUGACGUGAAAACAACGGCAGUCACUCAUGAGCUCUCUACGCACACCACCCUUGGCCAAACGCAAAGCCAACUUUACGAUGCUAGAGAAGAGCAUUCUACUCGAUCUAACUAAAGGCUACCCUAUAGUCAGCUCGUCGUCUAAGGAUUCUAAGACGCAGCGUAGCAAAGAUGAGGCUUGGCAAAUGAUCGCCGUUUUGUUCAAUGAUUCUGAAAAUAUUUCUGUACGUACACCACAAGAAUUGAGAAUUUGCUAUCAGAAUUUGCUUCAGAAGGCUAAAAAAGAUGAAAGCAUUCAUCAAAUUAGAAAACGCGAAGGGGUUUCAGAUCCUAAUAUUGGAGCACCAACAGUAAAACGAAAAGCAAAUUUUUCACCUUUGGAACGGAGUUUGUUGAUACAUUUAGCGAACCAGUAUCCCAUCGUGGUUUCAUCAUGUAAGGAUAUGAAAACGCAAAAAAGUAAAGAUGAAGCGUGGAAAUGCAUAGAAACAUUAUUCAACACCGAAGAAGACGUUUGCAACCGAACUUCUCAAGAAUUAAGAACUUGCUUCCAGAACCUCACGCAAAAAGCGAGAAAACAAGACGCUUUGGAGUGGCAAGAAUUGCAAAUGAUUAAAAUGGAGGCAUCAAGCGCUUCGCCAUCUUCCACGCCAUCUGUAACGGAUACUAUGCGUGCAUUUAUUCCACAUAUGUUUGAAUCGGUAGAAACAUCAAAAGAGAGUGAAGAUAAUACUAUUCAGCGAACCGAAGCACAAAAUAUGUUUGAACCACCUCCGUCGGAAUCGACUUCAGGGAGCCAUGCAUUAUCAGACACCCCGGAUCCACAUAUGCUCAACUCAAAGAUACCGACUUCGCCGCAAGUUAUGGAGUGCGAUUCCGAACCCCGUAGUUCAGUUGAAAAAUGGGAUGAACUGAAGAUGCGACUUAUGAUUGAGGAGCAUCAGGUUCGGAUAAAGUUGAUGAUGGAGGAGCAUGAGUGGAAACGGGAACAACACAAAUGGUUGCGGGAAGAGCACCGGAUCCGGCUAAACUCCUUGAUAAGAACGACAAACAAUCACGAAAUUAUAUCAAAUCACUUGAAAGUAUAACAAGGAACCAGAAUGUACUUUUGAAAUGUACAUGGUGCUCGGGUAUAGAAAACUGGAUAGGUGUAUGUGUGAAAACAGACCUCAGCUUGUAUUGAAAUAUAACCCCUGCCCCCCCAUACUCACUCCCUGUAACCUGUUAUCCUCUCUUUUUCCCUCUCUGCCCUUGUGUAAUCAUUUGCUGCAUACGUUUUAUAAAAUAGGUGUUCUGUGUUCUUACAUGAUUUGUAAUUCAUAUGAAAACUAACCUUGAAAUUGUAAACAAGCAAAAAGCUUAAUAAUAGAGGGUUGCUGUACAUGUUUACAAAUUUUAUCUGUGACAGGGUGUUUCUAGUUUGUUUUGGUAUUUGUCACUUAUUUGUCAGUGUAUGUCACUUAUUUGUCACAAUAUGUUGUCUGACUGAUAGUGAUAAUGAUAGUAAAAAUAGGAUUAUGAAAAGAAAUGUGUUGUUUUUAAAGUUGCGGCUCUUGAUCUAUGAUGAUCAACAAACAUUUUGAGAAAACUGUUUUACAUAAGUGUAAUGAUGAAGUUUUCCAAACGUCUUAUUCCGUCGUUAGCACAUCAUUUCUAUCAAUACUGCUUGAUUAUGUGCAUUUAAUUCUAAUUAUCGUAAUGUAUUUUUAACAAAAGUUAUGUAUAUAAUUGUUUAAAUGAUUAUUAUCAUGGUUGACCUCAAUAAUGAUUUCAAUGAAAUAUAGUGUGGUAAUCUAAAAAAAAAAAUUCAGGUAUAUCUAUAAGAUGGUGAAUGUUGUGAUGAUGGUGAUCGUGCUAAUGGGGUGGUGAUGAUGAUGGUGAUAGGAUAUUGAGUUGUAUUUGACUCGUUUAAUUUUGAUAAUAAUGAUGAUGAUGAUGAUGAUGAUGAUGAUGAUUGUAAAGUUAUAACCUCAGUGAUUCCUUGAUUAAGAAUAUGUAUGUAUUUGAUAUGUAUUCAGCUGUUUGGAUAACGUGAAUAUAGGAUUUUAAGUUUUUCGCGUUUGUAAAUAUAAAAAUCUGUAAGCCUGUUGUUGCCUUUAACAUGUGUGUGUGUGUGUGGUAGCAUUGCUCUAUUGUAACCAGUUGGUAUUUGGAGAAGCUGUAUCAUCUUCCUGUGUUUCAAAUUGCUAUUAUGGUAAUGUUAAAAGCUAUACAUUUCCCACUGAGCAAACCCUCUUUGAGCAAUAUAAAAAGGAUUUUAAUCUAUUUAGAUAUAUAUUUAUUAGAUAAACAUCCUUCAUGUGAGAAAAAUUAUUUUAUCUGAUUCAAAUUCUCAAGGAUAUACCACUUAGGGUCGCCUUUUUUAUGUCUUUACUUUAUUGGUAAUUAAUGCAAAAAUUCAUAUUUAUAUAUUUUAUUAAUAACAAUUGAGAUCUAAUUAGUCUGUAAAAUAUAAAAUCUUCUAGAUAUAACUAAAAAAAAUUCACCUAACUAUAGGUUUUCUAUGUGGUCGUUGUAUGUGCGCCCCUUAAAUCUUCCAGUGUUGUAAAUCUCAUCUUUAGCGUCUUGUUGAAAAAUUACUUCGUCAGCGGGUUGAUUUUGUUUUCGGGUAUUCAAAAUGGCAUAUUAAGUAAAAAUGUGUACGGAUCAGAAAUGCAAAUGAUGUUAAGUUGGUGGUUGGUUUUUGAAUAUUCAUUUUGUCAGGACAAAUGGUGGAUGUUACAUAAUAAUAUAUUAUGUUACAUAAAUGUUAAAGCUUUUUUUUUAUGUUUUUGGAAGAAGUAUUAUUUACACAAGGAAAAAAUAAAAACGAAAAGAAAAUAACUUGUGUUUUCAAGUUCAUUAUACUUAGUUUUGUGCAUGAGAUUCUCAUUUGAUAAUUUUAUUAUGUUUAAAAAGUUACAGUUUUUCGUAACUUUUAAGUUGAUGAUAUGCAAUUUUUGUUAUUGGUGGAAUAAUAAUAAUGUGCUUUCAUGAACUCAUAAAUUUCCUAUAAAGAGUAAUAUGAUAUUAUUCUCUGGGAUCUAGUGUUAUGUCCUGAGGGACACAGAAAAUCCCUGACCUUUGCAAAGCCAAUCCCUUCCUUCUAUGUUUUACCAUUCGUUUACCUUCUUUAUGGGCGUGAAAUGUACACGGACAGGUUUACUUAUCAGAAAUCGAGGGUGUACAUUCAUUUAAUGUUGGCGUUUGCCAUAUCAUUGCAUUUUGACAGAUUUUUUUUAAGGUUUUUUUUUUAUGUUUUCGGAAAAUAAUUUUGUGCAUAUUUUCUGUAAAUAAUUUACGAUAAUAUCUUGCAAAAUAAAAUUAUUACUAAAA
This is a messenger RNA of Anneissia japonica, 3675 nucleotides long. RefSeq lists its product as uncharacterized. The record is from RefSeq and is a predicted model, not a curated record. The coding region runs from base 390 to 1448 and encodes 352 amino acids. The transcript has 2 exons. NCBI's taxonomy places the organism in Eukaryota, Metazoa, Echinodermata, Crinoidea, Comatulida, Comatulidae.